Messenger RNA from Pimephales promelas (fathead minnow), 487 nucleotides. Its product is annotated as ras-related protein Rab-26-like. NCBI's taxonomy places the organism in Eukaryota, Metazoa, Chordata, Actinopteri, Cypriniformes, Leuciscidae. The record is from RefSeq and is a predicted model, not a curated record. Gene Ontology annotation, molecular function: GTP binding; GTPase activity.
AUGAAUUUAGCUGUGUCUUACCAGGAUGUCUUUUCGCUGUGCCUCGGGUUCUUUUUGAUUCCAGUGGAGCCUCUCCUGGGCCUGAUAGCGGUCGGCCCCUCUCUCUCAAGCUUACGAGCUGUUCUCUUUCUGCAGGCCUGGCUCACCGAGAUUAAUGAGUUUGCUCAGCAGAACGUAGUGAUCAUGCUUCUGGGGAACAAGGCUGAUGCCACUCAUGAAAGGGUUGUGAAGCGAGAGGAGGGUGAGAAACUGGCCAAGGAGUAUGGCGUUCCCUUCAUGGAGACCAGUGCAAAGUCAGGUCUGAAUGUGGAGUUGUCCUUCACUGCUGUGGCAAAGGAUCUGAAGCACAGGGAGAUGAAGGAGCCGAACGAGCCCAAGUUUCAGCUGCAGGAGUUUGUUAACAAGGAGAUGAAGGGAGUCGGAUGCUGUCGCUCAUAAACCCGUCUCAUUGUCUGUGUGUUUCCACUCUUUCAUCCUCUUCUCCCGC